AGAGCCGUUCAGAGCCGUUCCGCUGGAGCAGACGUUGGUUCUGUUUCAUUGAAGAUGACAUGAACUGUGACGUGGCUGAUAAGAAAUUCUCCGACUAGUUUCUGAGCGCAGCGAGUCUUUUUCUGUCCUGCUCUCUCGCUGAGGCAGCAGCGGCGGCCGGGAUUAUUUUUAGAAACAAUGUUGCGGUGGAGGCAUCAAUCAAACUGGGGAUAACGCAUCGGGUCGGUGUGAAUCUGAUGCUUUUGGUGUGGAGAGCUUCAGAGCUUCCAGUCUGCGCUCAGCCGGCCAUGGGACAAGGUGUCGCUGCGCCCGAUCCUCUGCAAACUUUUGCGCCAUGGACUCCAGCAGACUCUGUGGACACGCCGGCAGCUUUGCGCGUCGACAGAUUUUUUGCGGGCUCUUAUGGGAAUUAAGCACUCGUCUCGCUGCAUGCUCCUCAGGAGAAAAAUGGCGGAGUCUGAGAGCAGUGAGUCCCAGCCACGGCCGGUCCGCAUUAUUCCCUCUCAGUCAGCGCAGCCGACCUCGUUGCCCAAGCCUGUGCCUUCUGUCCAGCCCACCCCUCGGCCUGUCCUCCCACCACACACCCCCCAUGCUGCCGGUCUGCCCAGCUGCCCGGGGCGGGGCAAGAUGGCCAAGUUCCUCAACCCAGACGAGAUGACUUCAAGAGACUACUACUUUGACUCUUAUGCCCACUUUGGUAUCCACGAGGAAAUGCUGAAGGAUGAGGUGCGGACGCUAACCUACAGGAACUCCAUGUAUCACAACAAGCACAUCUUCAAGGAUAAAAUAGUGUUGGAUGUUGGAAGUGGGACAGGAAUCCUCUCCAUGUUUGCAGCCAAAGCGGGAGCAAAGCACGUCUACGGGAUCGAGUGUUCCAGCAUAUCAGAGUACUCAGAGAAGAUCAUCAAGUCCAAUCACCUCGACAGUGUUAUCACGAUAUUCAGAGGCAAGGUGGAGGAGGUGGAGCUUCCUGUGGAGAAGGUGGAUAUCAUCAUAUCUGAGUGGAUGGGCUACUGCCUGUUCUACGAAUCCAUGCUCAACACCGUCAUCUUUGCAAGAGACAAGUGGCUGAAGGCGGGGGGCUUGAUGUUUCCGGACCGAGCCUCCCUCUACGUAUUGGCCAUCGAAGACAGGCAGUACAAAGACUUCAAAAUACAUUGGUGGGAGAACGUGUACGGCUUUGACAUGACCUGCAUCCGUAACGUGGCGAUAAAGGAGCCCCUGGUGGACGUGGUGGACCCCAAACAAGUGGUGACCAACUCCUGCCUGAUCAAGGAGGUGGACAUCUACACAGUAAAACCUGAAGACCUCUCAUUUACCUCAGCUUUCUGCUUGCAAAUCCUGAGGAACGACUACAUCCAUGCACUCGUCACCUACUUUAACAUCGAGUUCACCAAGUGUCACAAGAAGACGGGAUUUUCCACAGCUCCAGAUGCUUCGUACACCCACUGGAAGCAGACCGUUUUUUACCUGGAGGAUUAUCUAACGGUGCGAAGAGGAGAAGAAAUCGUCGGCAGCAUUACUAUGAAGCCCAACGAGAAAAACAUACGUGACUUGGACUUCACGUUUGAACUGGAUUUCAAAGGGCAGCUGUGCGAGGCAGCCAUCUCACAUGACUACAAGAUGCGUUAGACUGGACCGCGCCGCCCUGCAGAAUUUACCGCGGAGGAGGGGAGCCGCACCGCCACGGAGGGUCAGCAGGCAGGCCGCAGACCAGACGAGCCCAGGGAGGACGAAAUAAAAAAAAAAAAGUCACCUCGUUAUGUAAUGACAGCAGGAAAUCCUUUCUGCCGACUGUUAAAAUAAUUCUGAAUGUAAAACAGUGAUAUUUUCUAGCACUGAUGAAUGUUCUUGGUAUUAGCUGCGUGGAGUGAUGUACCUGUGCUCUGUGUUUGCCUACAAUAGAUUAGAACAGGGGUCACCAACAUGGCGCCCUCAGCCUGGUCAAAACAUAGCAAAAACCCUCCAGUCAGCUGCAUCUAAAAUGUUAUCUUGUUUAGUUUGUCUUCCUUUUUAGCCACACUUACAUAGAUUUAAAUGUGAAAUGCAUUAUUACAGAGCGUUAAGGUGAGCUCUGACUCUCAGUACAGGUACAGGUAGCCCUCUGUAUGACACGGUGGGGGUGAAGCAGCUCUUAACUUCUAAAAUGUUGGUGAUUCCUGGUCUAGAAGGAUCUGAUCGGUUUCUGCUGCCUGCGCUCUGUUGAGGCUAGACAGGGAAUUGCAUCACUAAAUGAAGAUAUGAGUUGCGCUGUAGUGACUGGCUGGAUUAAACCCAUUUAUAUUUGUGUAAGCUUAGCUAUAGUGGAAAUAUACCAGUAGGUGAACGCCGCAGGACAAACAAAGGUAUGAAGUGUUUGAACAAUUUGUCGUUCCCGUCUCGGUAGGUGUGCAGUUUAUGGUGACCAGGUCCACGUUGAACUUUAUCGCCGUUUUUAGUUUGGGCUCAAAUGUUGUCUGAUCUCCUUUCUACAUCACAUGGUGGGCAAAACAAGUGUUUAACAUAUGAGCGUUUUUUUCUCAGUAAACGUAUGAUUUAUGGGUCUGAUGACUAGAAACUCAUGCCAGAUGUUGAUAAUAAUCCACACAGAAGGUAACUAAACAAGUUAGGCCACAAAUAGUGUGAAAUAGAUUCCAACGGUCCAGGGAAUAAAUAUUAAAGUGGAAUUCAUUAAAAGCUUUAGUUCUUUCCAUAUGGAUUUUCAAGCAGGUUUUAGAGGGAACAUGAUAUAUAAAUAACAGCCCAGUGAUUUGGUGAUUUUUUUUUUUUUUGGAGCUGCUUCUCUUCCAAACAUGCUGUGUGCAACGACACCCAAAGAGUCUGUUUCUAACCAGAAUAUAUUCUCCAAGUUUUUCACUGACUUGUCUGAAUCUCCUGCAUGCUUGUUCUCCAGCAGAGGUCUAGUGCAGUGCUGUGCAUGGAGGCGCCAUGGUAGUGUGCAUUACCUACUCUUCUCAUGGUGCAUGCUGAUGUCAGCUCUUUCUGAAGCUCUUGGUCAACCUGCUUAUUAUUUAUUUGACUUUUCCAUCGGGAAUCUUUUGGGGAGCACAAUGUCAUCGUCCUUUUGCAACAAUAAGGUUUCAAGAUUUUGAGAAAGCAAAUUUGUUUACCCAUCAUGAAACGAUGCUUAGUAAGAAAUCUUUUUAUUGGCCAUCAGUUGGAGUAAAGAAGUAAUUAAUUUGUAUUGAUAGGGUCAGCAUUGCUUUCUAAAACCUGACAGAUUUCAGCUGCUUUCCUGGCCUUCCGUGCCUUUUUAGGCUUCCUUUACUGCACUUGAAUACUUUCUACUAUUAAACAUAAUUUGUCAACUAAUUUGUUUCGGCUUCCUUGUUAGUACGGAUCUAAUAGGUUUUUAAUGACGUCUGGUUUGAAUUUCAUCUUUAAAAAAUAUGAUUACUGAGGAAACAAAAAACAAACUGUUAAACACUUGUUUGUCUUGCUGUAAACACUUUGACACAUUUUUCUCCACUCCUGACCUUAACUUUGUUUUUAUUUUCUUGUUCAGUAUUUGUUAAAAUAUAUAGAAAUGUUUGCAUCUAAACUAAAGAGAACAGGCAACAUUUUACCAUCUAAACAUCAUAAGUUGUACUAAUUGGCCAUGAGAUGAUGCAACAAUAACCAAGCCACUUUUACACAUAGUAUUUCAAACAGUACUUUAGGUUUUCUGAGUAUUUCCCCGUUACCUGUGCUCUUAAAAAGGUCAUUGCCAAGAUAUCCACAAGGGUUUUAUUUGUUUAAAUAAAGCGGUUGAUCUAGAUAACUCGA
Fundulus heteroclitus (mummichog) is the source of this 3765-nucleotide messenger RNA. It is a transcript of the gene prmt8a, whose product is annotated as protein arginine N-methyltransferase 8-B. Gene Ontology annotation, biological process: peptidyl-arginine methylation. The record is from RefSeq and is a predicted model, not a curated record. Lineage: Eukaryota; Metazoa; Chordata; Actinopteri; Cyprinodontiformes; Fundulidae. Gene Ontology annotation, molecular function: protein-arginine N-methyltransferase activity. Gene Ontology annotation, cellular component: plasma membrane. The transcript is spliced from 11 exons. Bases 403 to 1632 code for a protein of 409 amino acids.